AGCAAGCCCAUUGGCCACGGAGUGGGGCUAGGCCCUGCCUCGAGCCUGGAUGGAAGCACGUGCUGGGGGCGGGAGCAGCGAUCGCAGCUAUGGCGUCGUUACUUUGGGCUGGCGACGCCGGGGCAGCGGACGGCGAGCGGCUGAGCAGCCAAUUUUCAAAUCUCAUCCACCCCCGGAAGAACCUUCUGGGUACCACAGUCCCAAAUAUAGAUGAUUCUCUUAAUAACCCUGAAGAUGAUGAAGAUGAUGUAGUGGAUUUGGCAGCUAAUUCACUCUUAAACAAAUUAAUCCAUCAGUCCUUAGUAGAAUCCAGUCACCUAGUGGAAGUCUUGCAAAAGGAUCCCAGCUCUCCACUGUACUCAGUAAAAACAUUUGAAGAGCUACGACUAAAGGAAGAGAUACUAAAAGGGAUCUAUGCAAUGGGAUUUAACAGGCCAUCCAAAAUCCAAGAGAUGGCUCUUCCUAUGAUGCUGGCACAUCCACCCCAGAACCUCAUAGCACAGAGCCAGUCUGGAACGGGGAAAACAGCCGCCUUUGUUUUGGCAAUGCUAAGCAGAGUGAAUGCCUUGGACAUGUUUCCACAGUGCCUCUGUUUGGCUCCUACCUAUGAACUGGCUCUGCAGACUGGCCAUGUGGUGGAACAGAUGGGAAAAUUCUGUAUGAAUGUUAAUGUGAUGUACGCCAUUCGAGGAAAUCACAUUCCCAGAGGAACCGAAGUCACCAAACAGAUUGUAAUUGGCACCCCCGGGACCGUCCUUGAUUGGUGUUUCAAACGCAAACUGAUCGAUCUGACUAAGAUUCGUGUGUUUGUCCUGGAUGAGGCAGAUGUGAUGAUGGAUACCCAGGGCUUCUCGGACCAGAGUAUUCGGAUUCAGAGAGCUUUGCCCUCCGAAUGCCAGAUGCUCCUCUUUUCAGCAACCUUUGAAGACUCUGUUUUGCAGUUUGCUGAGCGAAUCAUUCCUGACCCCAAUGUUAUCAAGUUACGAAAAGAGGAGCUGACCCUGAACAACAUCCAACAGUAUUAUGUGUUGUGUGAGAACAAGAAAGACAAGUAUCAAGCUCUGUGCAACAUUUAUGGUGGGAUCACCAUUGGCCAGGCCAUCAUCUUCUGCCAGACACGUCGAAAUGCCAAGUGGCUGACUGUGGAAAUGAUGCAGGACGGCCACCAGGUGUCCUUGUUGAGCGGGGAGCUGACGGUGGACCAGCGAGCUUCUAUCAUUCAGAGGUUUCGAGAUGGGAAAGAGAAGGUUCUGAUAACAACCAAUGUUUGUGCUCGAGGGAUUGAUGUGAAGCAGGUCACGAUUGUUGUAAACUUUGAUCUCCCUACAAACCAAGCACUGGAGCCUGACUAUGAGACCUACCUCCAUCGCAUUGGGCGGACAGGACGCUUUGGGAAGAAAGGCCUUGCCUUCAACAUGAUUGAAGUGAAUAAACUGCCCCUGCUCAUGCAGAUCCAGGACCAUUUUAAUAGCAGUAUUAAGCAUCUCGAUCCUGAAGACAUGGAUGAGAUUGAAAAGAUUGAAUAUUGAAGAAAGAACUUUAUUGUGUAUGAGGUAUCCUGUUCUUUGUGACAAUGUUCCUGAAGGUUUUGAAGAUACUUUUUUAUGUUGAGGCUCUUUCGAUGUGAAACUGUCACAGAUGGCAAAAUAAAUGUCAUGGUACUCUUAGUUUUAAGACCUGAGGUCUUUUGGAAACCAUAUUAAUGUAAAGCACGUGAUACUUUUGAAUUAAAAAAAAAAGCAAGAUC
Molecule: messenger RNA, 1747 nt
Organism: Heterocephalus glaber (naked mole-rat)
Lineage: Eukaryota; Metazoa; Chordata; Mammalia; Rodentia; Bathyergidae
Gene: Ddx25
Product: DEAD-box helicase 25
Molecular function (GO): ATP binding; RNA helicase activity; nucleic acid binding
Source: RefSeq, a predicted model, not a curated record